CAUGAGCAGCGCACUGAAAACAAGCGGCACUGUGUUAUACCUGCAGUAAACGGAGAGCUGCUGUUUGGAAAGUGACGGACCGAGGACCGGUGCGUAAAAGCGGAUUGUUGGACAGAAAACCACGUGGAUUGCGUCCUUUUUCAGACCAAAAACGCCGUUCAUUCUGCAGUCAACCGAAGAGACAGACAGACGGAGCAAGUGCGAAGCUCCCCGAGAGACUGACAAGCGGAGGUAGACGGGCCGAUCUAUAUCCUGCUGUUUUCCUGGAGAUCUCGGACACUUCUCCGCCAGCGCAGUUUUUACAACCGAUAGCGGAAAAGCGAGACGAAAACAAGACAUUUGUGCUUUUCAAGACUGGCCUGACACACUUAGAUACUUGGAGGAGUCUGGACACUGAAGUGGAUAAAUGACGGUUACUAAUGCACAGCUCCAGAUGUUCUUUAUCAUUUUGGCUAAUUUGGACACUUGAGCCCCCUCCUACACUGAACUUACAAUAAACAGACUGAGAACUUUACGAGAAGAGUGGUUUUAGUCGCCAACCCCUCAACCCCUUGACCUCUAACCUUCUCCUUUUCCUAAGUAACAUUUCAAACUGGCUGCCACCAUACAAAGAUGGAAAAUCUGACGUCAGAGGACAACCAUAACUGCAUCGAGACCUUCAGCAGUUAUGAAGAGUCUCUUCCGUCUGCAGAAGGGAGUCCAUCUCGCAUGGGUCGCAGCGCCAAGUCCAAAAAUAACAUGAACUGCCGGCGAAAGCGAGAAUUCAUUUCAGAUGAGAAGAAAGACGCCUGCUAUUGGGAGAAACGCCGCAAAAACAACGAGGCGGCCAAGCGCUCCCGGGAGAAGCGACGCAUCAAUGAUAUGGUCUUGGAGAACCGUGUCCUUGCACUGAAUGAUGAGAACAUGAUUCUGAAGACGGAGCUGCUCCAGCUGAAGCUGCGUUUCGGCCUCAUAAGCACGGCCUCCUACAUUGAAAAGAGUCAGCAGCUUGGAGCGAGCAACAGCGCGGCGAAUGCAGAGAUUUUAACGUCCUCCUCCUCCUCUUCUGCCCAGUACUACUCCAGUGGUUACUCUAGCGGCUCUCAGGUGAUGAUGAACUCUGACUCCUCAGAGACAGAGCAGUCCGGCCACAGGCAGCUGGUGAAAUACUCUCCACGUGGCUCCCUCUCCGAUAUGUCCGACGGAUCCUCCAGGGACAGCCCCGAGCCAAUUCCCUUUGAGAUCAAACAAGAGGUGGACAGGAUAGAGAUGGACAUUACCAAUGGCACCACCACCCAGAUCAUGUUCGACAUCCACCAAGGUCUGGCUGCUGUGCCGACACCCCACCAGAUACAUUCUCAGGAGCUGGAGGCGGUAUAUCAGAGCCAACAACAACAGCACCACCACCACCAACAACAAUGUCAGCCAGCCAACCCUCACCCACCAGCCGCCCAGAGGAGCGUCAUUCUGUACGGCUCCAGCAGCGCCUCCUAUCCCGUGGAAAGGCACCAGGACAUCGAUAUGCAGGUGGCACACAAACAAAACCAGACGAGUGUUGGACGAUUGCCUCAGUGUAUUCCAGAGAACUCCUCCACGGAGACACUGGCGGAGGUGACGAAGCAGCUGGAGAUGAAGACGUUAGACUCCCCUCGGUAUGACCUUGCUGACGAGGCUGGAGAGAGACAUGCGUACAGAGACUACCAACUCCCCCAGCAGCACCAUCAGGAGAGAGAUUCAUCAGCAGACCAGUCCCACCUGUACCACCAACUCCAGCAGCAACAGCAUUCAUACCUCAGUGCCCAAGACGAGGAGCCACCAAUGCUCACCUAUGAAAGAACGGAGUCUUACGACAGAGUCCAACCGAGCAAGGACACGUCGUCCAGUGACAUAGAUCCUGACAAAGACGCCUAUACGGACGAUGAGGAGACUCCCAUCUCAUCUUUAUCAGAUAUGGGCAACUACCAACAGCUUACCAGUCUGCACCAUCCUGUCUCGCCUCCUCCCUCCUCCCAGGGAAGCCCUCAGAUCCAGGGUCGAGAACCUGUGGGCGAGGUGAAAGGAACCGCUUUGCCCCACAAACUGAGACUCAAACACCGGGCCAUGAGUACCGGGAGCAGUGGGGGUUCGGGCCAGGAAUCCCCGACGACGCCUUCUUCUGCGACGCCGCCUCCCCUGCCCCAACAUCCAUAUUUGUCCCUCUUGCCUCAGCAGAACACUAAGCGAGAAUGCCCGGUUGGAGGCUUAAAACAGGCGGAGGCGGGCAAAAAAAAGGAGACAGGUGGACGACGAAACAAGAGGCGAGAUUAGGCGAUAACCGCUUCUCGAAAAGACAUAAUUCUGCUUCUAAGAACGAUACUGCCAUCAUGCCUUUGCCCUCAAAUCAAACCCCCUCCCUGAAGCCCUUGGGACAGGAAGCUGGGCUUUUCUACUCCCCUCUCCCUUCCUAAAAGGCUGGACAUCUUGUAGGGCUGUAUCGUAUUUGUAUAUAUUGUACAGAUUUGUCAUUUCUUAAAUCCUCUCCAUAUUUACAGAAGCACUUUUUUUUAUGUGAAGAGAGGAGGAAUGGAACUACCUGCUUUUCGUCAACAUUAAGAUCUCGUACAAACAAGAAUGUUGGAAAAAGAAAAGUUUUGAGCUUUAUUAGUACUAUAAAUUUGGUACAUAUCUGACUGUAGACAAACAUACACAUGUAUGGCUAUCUGCCUUAAUUUAAAUCUAAUGCAAACGUACACUGGGGGACAUUCCCUUGACCAAAGAUCCACCAACACUACAAAUAUCAAGUUCCAUACCUCUUCCCGACCCUACCUCUACCAACCCAUACUCUACCCGACCAUCUCCACCACCUUUAUUUUUUAAGCACUUGUUUUGUAUAUUACUGUGACAUAUGAAUAUAUGUAUCUAUUAUAAAUAUAUAUUUUGCAAAGAAAUUUGAAUACAAAUUCAACAAAAAUGGGACAAACCUGAGAUGGUUAGUGAGGGUUUUGAAAGUAACCAUCCUAAAAUGAAUCACAAUGACUGUACAGCCGUGUUGUCUGCUGCUGCUACAGGACCCAUUCGAUUAAAACACUCUCUUUUGAUUUAGUUCAGGGGUGUCAAACUCAAUUUCAUUGUGGGCCACAUUCGCAUAAAGCUUGCACUCAAAUAAUAAUAAUAAUAUAUAUAAAAUAAUAUAUUAUAUUACAUUAUUGCCUCUGAAUUGGAUUAUUAUCGGAUAGGAUAAUAACUUAGUAAUGAACUACGUCUGGAAGCAGAAGUCCACCGCAAAUAAUUGCAAGUCUCUUCAGUGCGCAUGUCACAAAACGAGAUGCAUUGUGGGACAUGUAGUUUAUGGGCAACCUGCUUCUGUAAAGUGGCAUGUAACCGUAUAAUAAACGUAUUAUAUUCUUUAAAGCUCUUGCGGGGCCACAUGAAAUCAAGUCGCGGGCCGGAUUUGGCCCCCGGGCCUUGAGUUUGAGACCUCUGAUUUAGUUAAUGCCCUGUUUACACAGAAAUGGCCGUCCAGUUUGGAGUGCCAACAGCACUGAAUGGAGAACAAGUUGUUUCCUGAGGCGAGGUGCCUCGUUAAAAUGUUUGGAUUUCUUAACCUUUAACCAGCCUUUAAAUAUUUGGUGGACUUCACCAGCUGCAGGCUAUGAGCCUUUAUUUUAUUUUAGCUUUAUGAACCAUAUCUUGUUGUUGUUGUUGUUGUUGUUGUUGUUGUUGUUGUUACCAUUCACUGGCCCAAUGUAUUUAUUUCCCUGCUCUCCACACGCCCAUCACUGUAGAAAAGCCCACAGGAUGAAGCCUUUGAACAGUAAUGGAGGUAUGGGAUGAAGAAGAGUAAAGUCAUGUUAACACUACAACGCACUGAACUCUUGUGUAGAAGAGUUACUUUACAUCAAUUGACAUGAAAUUAGGUUUUGUAGUGUGCCCAAUCAUGACCCUUGAGGUCCUUAUUGGCUCCCAGGUGGUUACAUUGUUAUGAAAUAAAAAAGGGCUGCACAAUUAAUUUACUUUCUAAUGAAAUUGCAAUUGUAAUAGGCUAAAUAUUAGUUUGAGUCUAAAAAUAUGAAAAAAUACCAUUUUAAAUGAAGUAUUGUUCAGCUGAUUAGUAUUUGUUUAGGACAUAUCCUCUUAAAUUGAUCACACCACGAUCUUUUGGAUGUUUUUCAACGACAAUGAGAAUUGUUGUUAAAAAAUGAUCUUUUCCAUAAAACAUGUAUGUAAGGCUCAAUAUGUUAAAAUACAAUUUUAGCGUUAGUAUUGUUGAGCUACAGAGGGUGUUUCUCAAUGUCGAGUACGCUUGCUUGGUAGCACAUGUCUUCCGAGUCACUUGCUUCAGAAGCGAGGCAAUAAUACUUCCUGGCAUUCGGAAAACGAAGAGUGGAACAGGCGAGCAAGUGUGCAGGUGUGCGUCAUAUGAGAGGCCCCGCCUUACAUUUUCCGCCACAGAUUGGGGCAAAUUGGUCCGUGCGCAAAGCAUUGUGGGGAUUUUAAGACCGCGGAGUCUACACAUGUGCAGCCUCGAAAUUUUUCGCUACGAAGUACGCCGGGCUCGGUAGAAUUCCAAGUAUGCUGUACAUUGGAACAGUCCUUCGGCGGCACUCGAUGACGUAGUAUGCUUGGAAUAGUGGCUCUGGAGCAGCCUUCCUCGACAUUGAGAAACACCCAGAGAUUUUUCUAGAAACUUAAAACAUAUAAAUCAUAUAGCAAUUGCAAUCAAAUUAUUUUUUUUAACUCUUGCAGCCCUUAAAUAAAAGCUAAUGCAAAACUAAAAUCCUCCAAUUGGUGCCAACGUCAAGUUUGAGCUUAAAUUAAUUCAGAAAAUGACUUCCCAUGUCUCCCAUGAUCCUCCAUUGUUCAUUUCAGGGUUGUUCAUCCCUUUCUCUACGGGCCAGUGAAACAUUUCUGCACUGGAUCCUAGUUUAGUGAAAGUCUAUGUACCCCGUUUGGCUUUUGGUGCUUGUGUAUAAAAGUAAAGUUCCCCCACCCUUGAACAACACUGUAAUGUUUAUUUCAUCGGUUUGAUGUCCUGUUUUGUUUUCGUCAAUGUGUUGUUCUGUUUUCUCUACUCUGUGUCUUUUCUAUUGACUGUGAUGACAUGUAUUUGCCUCAUUCCUCGUCGUCCCCACUCCCCUUUUUUUUCAGUGUGUAUUAAUCAGUAAUGUUUGUGGUUUUGCUGAUGGUUUUAUGAAAAAAAGAAAAGAGGAACAAAAAAAAAGAAGCAGGCAAAGAUAGUGUGGUGUUUAGAGUUGGGUGGUGGUUGGUCUGGUUGGUCGUUACCAUCGCUUCCUUUUGACGUGGAUUUGUAUGUAAAGACACUAGCGUUCAUUGUGGAAGAUGGGAGCGUUUCAAGAUUGAAAAAUAAAAGAAACAGAAUGUUGACCCUUUCAACAUAUCAUUGAAAAUGGA
Gymnodraco acuticeps is the source of this 5370-nucleotide messenger RNA. It is a transcript of the gene nfil3-2, whose product is annotated as nuclear factor, interleukin 3 regulated, member 2. Bases 613 to 2286 code for a protein of 557 amino acids. Gene Ontology annotation, cellular component: nucleus. Gene Ontology annotation, molecular function: DNA-binding transcription factor activity; DNA binding. The record is from RefSeq and is a predicted model, not a curated record. Gene Ontology annotation, biological process: circadian rhythm; regulation of DNA-templated transcription. Lineage: Eukaryota; Metazoa; Chordata; Actinopteri; Perciformes; Bathydraconidae. The transcript is spliced from 3 exons.